GGUAGUCUGUUUAAUGUGGACUACAGAAGAAGAUCGUGCAGCGUCUCUGAAGGCUUACACACCACGCUUGAUAUUCACUUAUUACAUUCUUCUGGCAAUCGCAAUAGUACCUCCCAGUUUGCCGCGAGUCCUCAUUCGUUGUACUUCGUUUCCGUGUGUGCUUCCAAUCACGUAAUAUCACGUACUCUAUUCUCGUUUAAUUUCAAAUUACAAACGAAAAAUAAGCAAUAACUUCAAUAAAAUAUCGAUAAAUAAUUAUCAGACUAAAUACUUUUGUUUAUUUUUUUUCUUUUUUUUUUGCGCUCAUGCGGCAGCUGAUGGUUCAGGUACAAGUGAAUUUAAUUCGUGCUCAAUAAGUUCCGCAAGUUGAAUCAGCUGCUGCGUAAUCAAACUUUAUCUGUGAUCACUUAAUUGACGAAAUCUAACAACGAAUAAUUAUCAUCGAAGAUCAUUAUCUCUCAAGUUAAGGACACAGAAGCUAGAAUUUUUAAAAGUCGUCAAGGUGUCAUGAGAGGCGGUUUCACGAUCCGCCCUUCUUAUCUGUCCUACGUAGAGUCAUGCAUGUCGCGCCCUUCAAACGAGCAAACGUGGGAUACGAGCAAGAAACACGAAACGGCGAGACCAUUGAUGCGCUGUCAAAUGAAUCAGGAAGCAUCGGAGAAACGGCGAACACGUCGACGCAAGACAACGCAUCAGGAAACAGGAACCGAUGGCGGCUUCGUAGGGGCAGCUCGACACAAAGCAAAAGCAAUGAACUGGCUUCUUGUAUGGGGGAUGACCAAGACGGGAGUGGAAGGCGCGGAGGGAUGGAGGGGAAGGACCCAGAGACGAACGACCCUCUUCACCUCAAGAGACGGGUGGGACUCGUCAGUGGGGUGGCUUUAAUUGUCGGCACCAUGAUCGGUUCAGGAAUAUUCGUUUCGCCGACGGGUUUGCUAAUCCGCACUGGCAGCGUCGGCAUGAGUUUCCUGGUAUGGACUGCGUGCGGAGUACUCAGUUUGUGCGGAGCACUAGCUUACGCAGAACUCGGUACGAUGAAUACAAGCAGUGGGGCAGAGUAUGCGUAUUUUAUGGACGCCUUUGGAGCACCACCAGCAUUUCUGUUCUCCUGGACAUCGACACUCGUUCUAAAGCCCUCGCAGAUGGCCAUCAUAUGCCUGUCCUUCGCUCAGUACGCCGUCGAAGCGUUUGCCGCAGAGUGCGAACCACCUGAACAUCUCGUUAAAAUCGUCGGCCUUCUUGCGAUCACGGUUAUUUUACUCAUUAAUUGUUACAGCGUUAAUCUAGCGACAGGCGUACAAAAUACUUUUACUGCUGCCAAACUUAUUGCUAUACUUGUCGUAAUAGCUGGCGGAUCGUGGUCUCUUGCCAAAGGUAAUACACAACAUCUCCAAGGUGCAUUUAAAAUGUUGGACGAAAGUGACACUUUGACAAUCGGCAGACUGGCGACUGCAUUUUAUACGGGUCUCUGGGCUUAUGAUGGAUGGAACAAUCUUAAUUAUGUUACUGAAGAGAUUAAAGACCCCUCGAAAAAUCUGCCAAGGUCCAUCAUGAUCGGGAUUCCCCUUGUCACUGUGUGCUACGCUCUUAUAAACCUCUCUUACUUGGCAGUAAUGUCGCCGAUGGAGAUGAUUGAGAGUGAAGCAGUCGCGGUUACCUUCGGGAAUCGGAUUCUCGGGGUGAUGGCCUGGCUGAUGCCCUUCUCAGUUGCUGUGAGUACUUUUGGAUCAGCGAACGGGACACUUUUUGCUGCCGGACGGCUGUGUUUCGCUGCCUCACGACAAGGCCACCUUCUUGACUGUCUUAGUUACGUUCAUGUGCGCCGUUUUACACCUGCACCAGGACUUAUUUUUCACUCUCUAGUGGCAGCCGCAAUGGUGCUAUCUGGCAACAUCGACUCACUGAUUGACUUUUUUUCCUUCACCGCAUGGAUAUUCUACGGAGGUGCGAUGCUCGCGCUAUUAGUUAUGCGCAAGACACGACCUAAUCAUCCCCGUCCUUAUAAAUGUCCGCUUGUUAUACCAAUAUUUGUGCUAGGAAUCUCCAUGUACCUGAUAGUUGGCCCAAUAAUUGAUAAACCUCAGAUCGAGUAUCUAUAUGCCGCGGGAUUUAUCGCCGCCGGCAUGUUGUUCUACCUCCCGUUUGUCAAAUAUGGAUACGUACCCAAAUUUAUGGAAGGGGUCAAUGUUUUUCUUCAGAUGUUAUUGGAGGUGGCACCAACAGCCGCCUCGUAUGAUUGAUUCUCUUAUAUAUUGACAAAUAUACUGAAUCAUAAGAUAAUAUAUUAUAAUAUUUUCGUGCCGAAUCAUUCCACUGUGGCAUUGGAUAUAUAUUAUAUUAUAUAACUAUAUACAUACAUAUAAAAUCAACAAUUAUUUUGUAUUUUUAUUAAUUGGAGAUUAAAGAUUAUUAAGAAAAAAAAAU
Messenger RNA from Microplitis mediator, 2424 nucleotides. Its product is annotated as b(0,+)-type amino acid transporter 1. Gene Ontology annotation, cellular component: membrane. The transcript is spliced from 5 exons. Lineage: Eukaryota; Metazoa; Arthropoda; Insecta; Hymenoptera; Braconidae. The coding region runs from base 558 to 2240 and encodes 560 amino acids. The record is from RefSeq and is a predicted model, not a curated record. Gene Ontology annotation, molecular function: L-amino acid transmembrane transporter activity. Gene Ontology annotation, biological process: amino acid transmembrane transport.